Molecule: messenger RNA, 4269 nt
Organism: Candoia aspera
Lineage: Eukaryota; Metazoa; Chordata; Lepidosauria; Squamata; Candoiidae
Gene: DGKG
Product: diacylglycerol kinase gamma
Exons: 27
Coding region: 375-3107 (910 amino acids)
Biological process (GO): lipid phosphorylation; diacylglycerol metabolic process; intracellular signal transduction
Cellular component (GO): plasma membrane
Molecular function (GO): ATP-dependent diacylglycerol kinase activity; calcium ion binding
Source: RefSeq, a predicted model, not a curated record
GUCUCGGGAGCGGCGGGGCUUGCUUUUGGGAUGGGAGACCGAGGAGCCGCGGGGUCUGCCUUUGCAUCUUCGGGUCCCAAAGGCCACUAGCUGUGCACAGGUUUGAAUACACUGGCAUUCUCCAUGAGGUAUUUUUCUGAUGGCAGUCCUAAGUAAACUAGCUCUGAAGGAACUGGGCAUAUGAGCAUUCCUGAUGAAUGUGAUUUGAGUUCUGUGGUAGACAUCAAUUGAUAACAAUAAUAGUACAGAAACUGUGACCACCUGAAGAUCCAAACUGGAGCUAUGACCCAGAAGAAUUCCUAGAUCUAGAUGUGCAUCUUCUCCAUGGACAUUAACUAGAGGUGACACAGCCUCCUCACAACUCAACUUGAAAGAUGAGUGAUGGGGCAUGGAUCAUGCUUAGUCCAGCAGAGUUUGCUCAGCUGCAGCAGUAUUCUGAAUAUUCUACCAAGAAAUUGAGAGAUGUUUUGGAAGAGUUCCAUGGGGAUGGUAUUCUGUCAAAAUAUAAUCCAGAACAAAAGCAAGACACUUUGAACCAACCUAUUGACUAUGAAGGGUUCCAGCUCUUUAUGAGAACAUAUCUGGAGGUGGAUAUUCCAGAAGAGCUCUGUCAGCACCUCUUCAUGUCCUUCAAACAAAAAGUCAGCCAAUAUUCUCCGGAGAGCCAGCAGCAAAGUGCCAGUAUUCCACAGCUCAACAACCCUGAAUGCAAGACUCUUGAUACAGGCAUCUCCAUCCAGACAGAAGUUGCUUGUGCUCCUGUUACAGGGAUUAAUGGGAAAACUCUUCUAAGUGCCAUGGGAAGGCAUACACCUGAAUCUAAAAGCCCCCAGACAAAUCUAGCAGAGCCACAUUCAGCAUCUCUCAGUCCUGUCCCAACAGCCAACAUCAAUGCCCUUGGGAAUGCCUCACCUAGCUGGUCCAGAUCAUCAUCACAGAAAUCCACUGCCGGUAACCCUUCUGCUCACAACUCCUCAGGGUCCUCCAAGAUUUCCUCAGGGUCUCUGCUUACUCCACAAUCCCCAGGUUCCAGAAGUUUGGACAAGAAACUGCCCUUCAGCCUCCGAAAGAGUCACAUCUCCCUGAAAACAGCCAGUCCACACCCACCAGCCCCUUUGGCUCAGGUAGUCUACCUGAAGGACAUUGUCUGCUACCUGUCACUGCUGGAAAGGGGACGGGCGGAGGAUAAGCUGGAGUUUAUGUUUCGCCUCUAUGACACAGAUGGCAAUGGCUUCCUGGACAGUUCGGAGCUGGAUCGUAUUAUCAAUCAAAUGGUACAUGUAGCAGAAUAUCUGGAAUGGGACUCCACAGAAUUAAGGCCAAUUUUGAAAGAGAUGAUGGAAGAAAUAGACUAUGAUCAUGAUGGAACUGUGACACUUGAAGAAUGGAUUCGGGGUGGCAUGACCACCAUCCCUCUGCUGGUUCUCCUAGGCAUGGAAACAAAUGUAAAGGAUGAUGGGCAGCAUGCUUGGAGGCUGAAACAUUUCAAGAAGCCUGCCUACUGCAACUUUUGCCGCACUAUGCUACUGGGGGUUAGGAAGCAAGGCUUGUGCUGUUCCUUUUGUAAAUACACUGUCCAUGAAAGAUGUGUGUCCAAAGAUAUUGCUCCUUGCAUCAGUACUUAUGUAAAAUCCAAGAGAAAUACAAAUGUUAUGCAGCACACAUGGAUUGAGGGCAAUUCCCCAGCCAAGUGUGAUCGAUGUCAUAAAAGCAUCAAAUGCUACCAGGGAAUUACCGGACUACAUUGUGUAUGGUGCCAAAUCACACUUCACAACAAAUGUGCCUCUCAUGUGAAACCUGAAUGUGAUGGUGGGCAUCUCAAAGACCACAUCUUGCUGCCUUCCCAGAUCUGCCCAGUUGUUCUGGAUAGGCAAUCCCACUCACGAAGAUCAGACAGUGAAUCACCAUCCAGCACCACCCCUGAGGAUACAAACAUGACCUUCAGAUACAAUACCACCACAGUGGAUGGACAUGGACUGCAGAUCACGCCUAAGCCAGGAACACACCCAUUGUUGGUAUUUGUGAACCCCAAGAGUGGAGGAAGGCAAGGAGAAAGGGUACAUCGGAAAUUCCAUUAUCUACUCAACCCCAGACAAGUGUACAACCUGGAUCGAGGGGGACCUACUCCUGGAUUAAAUUUUUUCCGUGAUGCCCCAGACUUUCGUAUUUUGGCUUGUGGAGGAGAUGGGACAGUUGGAUGGAUCCUAGACUGCAUAGAUAAGAUGAACUUAGCAAAGCACCCUCCUGUGGCUAUCCUGCCAUUGGGAACAGGGAAUGAUCUUGCCCGCUGCCUCCGUUGGGGAGGAGGUUAUGAAGGAGGCAACUUAAUAAAAAUACUUAAGGAUAUUGAGCACAGUACUGAAGUAAUGCUGGACCGAUGGCAAAUUGAUGUCAUUCCCAAUGACAAAGAGGAGAAUGGAGAUCCUGUCCCAUACAGCAUCAUCAACAACUAUUUCUCCAUAGGAGUAGAUGCAUCCAUUGCACAUAGAUUCCACUUGAUGAGGGAAAAGCAUCCUGAAAAAUUCAAUAGCAGAAUGAAGAAUAAAUUGUGGUAUUUUGAAUUCGGCACAACAGAAACAUUUGCAGCCACUUGCAAGAAGCUUCACGACUAUGUAGAGAUUGAGUGUGAUGGAACAGUUUUGGACCUGACUAGCACUUCAUUGGAAGGUAUUGCAGUCCUCAACAUUCCCAGCAUGUAUGGUGGCUCCAAUCUCUGGGGGGAAACCAAGAAGCAGCGCAGCUACAACCGCAUGAGCAAGAAGAUACCUGAAAAGUUGCAAUCCUCAGUGGUUAUUGAUGCCAAGGAGCUCAAGUUUUGUGUGCAAGAUCUUAGUGAUCAGCUCCUGGAAGUUGUUGGUCUUGAAGGGGCAAUGGAAAUGGGACAGAUCUAUACUGGAUUGAAAAGUGCUGGAAAGAGAUUGGCCCAGUGUUCCUCUGUUGCUAUCAGGACAACCAAACUGUUACCCAUGCAAGUGGAUGGAGAGCCUUGGAUGCAACCACCUUGUACAAUUAAAAUAACCCACAAAAGCCAAGUACCAAUGUUGUUAGGACCUCCCCAAAAGAGCAGCUUUUUCUUCCUGAGGAGGAGAAACCGAACUCGAGACUAAUUUUCAGCCAAGCAAAGAACAACCUUCAGAAGCAGCAAUUCUCCAUUCCAGUGGCAACCACCCAGGGGAGGCCUGCAGGAAAAAAAUCUUAAUCCCUUCAGAUUUCCUGGCUUCUGAAUCUGCUUUGGAAACAUCAGUCUGGAGGCAGCAUUGUGAACUCUUAGUAGAAAAUAACAGGGUUGACAUUCAGCAGUAAAACUGAAAUAGCAGUGUGGGUUCGUAUAUACAUGCACACAUAGCCACUUUCUCUAAAUAUUGUUGGCAGGGAUAGCACUAACACUGAGGAUUUUGCCCUCCAUAAUGCCACAGGCCAAGGAGGGGAAGCUCUCAACUGCUCUGGUUGGCCUGUGGUAAAAUCUGGGACUCUUCUGAAGAGAACUGUUCUGGGCAACCAUGAAUUAUACAGCUCUGUCAGAAAGCAAACAAGAGGCAUGGAAACAGCAUGUCUGACGUUGCCCUCCAGAUGGGAUGCAGGAGCAUUUUCAUUUCGUUGGAACUCUUUAGAACCCCCAAAAUAACUGUUGAAGUAUCAAAUUUGGUGAGGAACCAAGCUUAGCUUAUUUAUUUUUAAGAAAUUCUGUCAGCAGACAAGUGUUAUUUCACCCUGCUACUGUUUGGGUCACCAAACUGUACACUCGAUUAGACAUGCUAUUUAUUUAUUUUUCAAGGUUUAGAAAACACAGGGGGAGAUGAAACGGGAAAGGAAGGGAGAUGUUAUUUUUUUCAACUCUAAAACAACAGGGCCCCUUGCUAGCUCCAGUCAUAAUUUUUAGUUUUAAAAUAAAGUGGAAAUUGGUUAGCUGUUCCCUUUCAGAGGCACAGGAACACACAAAAAUAUUGCCACAAAGAAGCUAGAUACAUUAGAGGAAAGGUCAAGAUAAAAAGUGAGAACUUUUUUUGGAAGGAAAAGAAAAACUCAGGGUAUAUUAAAUGUAUGAGUAAUCCUUCACCAUUUGGUAUGUUGAUAACCUUAACAAAUUUAGGGAUACCUUCAGGUGUGAUACUGAUUUUCCUGUCCAGUUAGUGUUUUUAUAUUUUCUUUUCACAUACGGGAAGUUACUACUACUUCUGUCCAGGCAUAUUUUAUACACAUAUUUUAAAAUUUUUCCACGGCAGCUUCAGUUAAGAUAGGGUUCCUCUUAAAUCCUAUCUCAAUAUGGGG